AUGGUGCGCCUGGGCGUGAAGAUCAAGAAGCGCGGGAAGGUGCCGCAGCGCCGCAAGCAGAAGCCGCUGCGCAAGUUCAAGACCAAGUUCGUGCGCGACCCCAAGGUGCAGGAGGUCUGGGACCACAACCUCACCACGCGCCAGAACUACGCCAAGCUCGGACUGCAGGCCGACCCGAACGCGCACGACGCGCUGCGCAAGAGCGUGGAGGGCGCUGAGGGAACGCUGGAGGCGGCGGACGAGGCGCGUCUUUUCGAGGUGCCCGACAGCGAUUUCCUGGGCGAGCGCAACCCCAAGCGCGCUGCCAACUACGUGUCCGAGGAGGAAGCCAAGUACCUGCGCAAGCUCAUCGCCAAGCACGGCGAGGACUACAAGAAGAUGGAGCGCGACAUCAAGACCAACAACAUGCAGUGGACGGAGCAGAAGCUGCGGCGCCGUUGCGCGCGUCUGGCGCUGCUGGACGCCAACGUCAUCAGCAAGCCGCAGCAGACCGAGCAAGUACAGGACUGA
This is a messenger RNA of Phytophthora sojae, 510 nucleotides long. RefSeq lists its product as hypothetical. The transcript has a single exon. The coding region runs from base 1 to 510 and encodes 169 amino acids. NCBI's taxonomy places the organism in Eukaryota, Oomycota, Peronosporomycetes, Peronosporales, Peronosporaceae. The record is from RefSeq and is a predicted model, not a curated record. Gene Ontology annotation, biological process: ribosomal large subunit biogenesis. Gene Ontology annotation, cellular component: nucleolus.